AUGUGUGGGGACAAAGUACAGAGGAAACCUCUGGGGCUCAUCGCCGCUGCGUGCAACAACAUGGGAAUAGGACAAAAUGGACAGUUGCCAUGGCAUUUACCUACAUACUAUCUGGGUGGCCCACAGGUCUUUCAGAACGCCCUGAUGCAUCCCUGGUGUGACCUUGUCUACCUCACUGACAUCAUGGCUGACUUCCACUGUGAUGUCUUCUUCCCGCAGUUUGACCAAAGCAUUUUUAGAAAACAAGAGAGGUUUCCUGGAGUACCAAAUGACAUUCAAGAGGAGAAUGGGGUUACAUUUCAAUUUGAACUUUUCAAGAGGGAGAUCUGUGGAGCUGAAUAAAUACAAACGUUCUGACUAUUCUUUGUCAGACCUUCAGUGCCUUUUUUAACUGGCAUUGUGGAUUGAGAUGUUAAGUUGAUGUCGGUUUCUACCCAUGUAUAUCCCGUUUGAUUUUUAUCAUGUUUAUUCAGAUCUACUCGUGAAACUAACAUAAAAUGUAGUGAAGAACUGUAUGAAUGCACUAAACAAUGUUUACUACACCACAUACAAUAAGAAGGGUAUCCUACCGGAACCUUGUGUUCUGUUGUCCAGUGCAAUUCUAAUAAAAAAUCAUUAUCCAUUUGUAUAUUACAAAUGCCCCACUCA
Molecule: messenger RNA, 648 nt
Organism: Oncorhynchus gorbuscha (pink salmon)
Lineage: Eukaryota; Metazoa; Chordata; Actinopteri; Salmoniformes; Salmonidae
Product: dihydrofolate reductase-like
Exons: 5
Coding region: 1-342 (113 amino acids)
Biological process (GO): dihydrofolate metabolic process; folic acid metabolic process; tetrahydrofolate biosynthetic process
Cellular component (GO): mitochondrion
Molecular function (GO): NADP binding; dihydrofolate reductase activity
Source: RefSeq, a predicted model, not a curated record